Messenger RNA from Pyricularia grisea, 1994 nucleotides. RefSeq lists its product as uncharacterized. The transcript is spliced from 3 exons. Gene Ontology annotation, biological process: protein phosphorylation. Gene Ontology annotation, molecular function: protein kinase activity; ATP binding. The coding region runs from base 400 to 1434 and encodes 344 amino acids. The record is from RefSeq and is a predicted model, not a curated record. Lineage: Eukaryota; Fungi; Ascomycota; Sordariomycetes; Magnaporthales; Pyriculariaceae.
AAACAAUUGAUCCAGUUUCAGGGCAAAUGUUCACACUCAGAACCUCAAUUCCUUAUCACGUUCUUCGAAUGCGCGCAGGUGCAUCGCGUCGCAUCUAUCGCAGCCAAGCCUUGCUCCAGUCAUACACAGCGUCGGGCUCAAUCCCGAUGGUUUGUUCUUAUCGCGCUGCAUCUGGUCACGCAAUGUCGUCACACAAAGAUCCGCCAAUAUCGCCAAUUGUAUUCCCAAAAGAAGGGUUCAAAGUCAUUGAUUCGUCCAUACCGGUCGAAGAGGAAAGCCUCCCCUUCUACCGCCCUGAACUGUUCUAUCCUGUUCGCCUAGGCGAAGUUUUCAAGGAUCGCUAUCAGGUCGUCGCGAAGCUGGGAUACGGUGCUUCUUCUACUGUAUGGCUCAGUCACGAUGUCAUGUACGCUACCUCCCGUAAUUAUCUCCGCCCGCACUUCCCCGCUCACUUACGAGUUCGUUAGCGAACGACGAUAUGUCGCACUCAAGAUUUUUGUCAACAGCAUCCCUCGCAACCAAGAGCUGAAGGUCUUGCAGCAUCUUAAAAGCGUUCAGUCUAAACAUAAUGGGCGUGAAUUUAUGCGGCUGCUGGAGACCUCCUUCCAGUUGCAAUAUUUUGGGAAAAUAUAUGAUGUGUUCGUCCUUCCUCCUCUGGGCCUAAGCGUUCAAGCGCUACAAAAUUUUCAGCCAAACCGUGUGUACUACGAGGAAGUAGCUACCUCCACUGCGCAAAGUGCCCUUAUCGCCCUUAAUUUCCUACACAAGGAGGCAAAGGUGAUCCACACUGGAAAUCUACUGCUCGGGAUAUCCGAUGAAUUAUGUCUGGCUGAGUACGAGAAGAACGAGUUGGAAAACCCUACGCCACGAAAAAUUCUCGUGGACCGUGUUAUUCACGUUUCCCAAAUUUCCUUCAAUAUUGGUAAAGUUCCGUAUCUUUGUGAUUUUGGCCAUUCUCGCAUCUGCACCGAUGGGCAGCUGCAGCAAGGGCGUGCGAUGCCCAUCCAAUACCGCACGCCGGAAAUGCUGUUAGACAUGCCUUGGGAUUACUCGGUUGAUCUAUGGGCCCUUGCGCUAACGAUACGGGAUUUACUGGAGCCUGAACCCUUAUUUGAAGUCUACGAUCCUACAGAUAAUGGGCUUAACGAGGCAUUCCAUCUUGCCCAUAUGGUGGCACUAAUGGGCCCGCCACCCUUGCAGUUUUUGAAAAGGAGUGCCACCUCGGCAAAAUAUUGGGAUAAAGAUGGAAAAUGGAAAGGGUCUGUCCCAAUUCCACUCCCGAGAAGCCUUGAGGCUCGUUUUACGCAAUUUGAUGGGCAGCGCAAGACACUAUUCCUCGACUUUAUUCGUACAUUAUUAAAGUGGGAUCCGCAGCAGCGAUCCUCAAGUGAAAAUGCGUAUAUGCAUCCAUGGACCAUGGCUAGCUCAAAUUAGGGGGGAGGAAAACAGUUCGUCGGCUUGAUUGGAGGCAGCGUCCUGCGGAUAUUUUGGUGCCCGAGACAUUGGAUCAAAUCCCGAUCUAGACAAAGACAACAAUCCAACCAAGCAGUGGGCCGAGGGCUUUCUCGAAGACGAAUCUCCUUCGGCUGUGGAUCAGAGGUGCUGCUGACGGGCGAACCGUUUUGCCUGGAUUGCCCAUAGGGCAAUACAACGUCCCAGGUCGACACAUGUCUCAGCUGUCGACCAAUGUCUCAGCUAUCGACCAGUCGAGGAUUUCCAUAACUUGUAUUGGGCUAAGCAGAGCUGCCUGCACGUUAUAGCUGCAGUCAUUCCUGUUAAGCGACCUCUACGACAGUAGAUUCUUUAGUGGCUGUUAUUGCUAGUUUACAGUCGGGCUAGGUACCUUGCUGACCCGCUCACACUACAGUGGCUUCGGUUAAACAGCCACCUGAUCUCGUACAGCUACAGGUAGAUUGGCAUGUAAUUGAUCAGAGCCAAGUGGAGUUGUGUAGCUUGUUAUGAAGCCAAAUCUACAUUUUCCCCGCCUGAGACCC